This is a messenger RNA of Coccidioides posadasii C735 delta SOWgp, 727 nucleotides long. RefSeq lists its product as uncharacterized. The record is from RefSeq and is a predicted model, not a curated record. Gene Ontology annotation, biological process: mitochondrial electron transport, NADH to ubiquinone. Lineage: Eukaryota; Fungi; Ascomycota; Eurotiomycetes; Onygenales; Onygenaceae.
AUGUCCGGCAACCGGCAGGCUAGAUUCAAUCAACAUGUCCUCAUCGACACCACGCCCAUGCCCGAUGAGGUUCCGAAGGUGGAAGAAAUUGGAGCGAGCUCCGCGCCUUUGAUGAGUGCCUCGUAUUUUAUUGGCGAUCGAUGCAAAGCAUUCAAUGACGACUACAUGAAAUGCAAGGAGGAGGCAAAUGGGAAAGGAGAAUUGGAAUGUUUGAAAGAAGGCCGCAAGGUCACUCGCUGUGCCGCGAGCGUGCUAAAAGAUAUCAACACACACUGUCUUAAGGAAUUCCGUGGCCAUUGGGAGUGUCUUGAAAACAACAACCAGCAGCUCUGGCAUUGCCGGGGCCCCGAACAGAAGCUCAACGCUUGCGUCUUUGACAAGCUCGGACUAAAAAAGGUCAUCCCUGAUACUCCCGAAGGUCAAACUCCAGUGCACCUCAGGAGAAAGCAGAUAUUCGCCAAUUCCCAAGCCCCGCAAUGGUAGAUUUCAUUUACAAUUGAUUCCGUGAUGUAUAUAUCGAAAUGAUCGCGUCGUUAUCCUUUUCUUUUUUUUUUUCCGUCUGUUCCUAUAGAAUCUUAUCCCCGCUUUUCUCGGGCCCGUCUUGCACUUGACCAGGCAUCGCGAUGCCUUCCUCUCCGUGUGGAUUCGCAGCACUAUGCUGUUCCCACGCGCGUUGUGUCGCGAAAAACUAUUCCUGUCGUUUGAAAUCAUCAAGUUCUAUUUUUCC